UCUCUUUCAUUUCCAUUUUGCUUUCGAAAAAGGCAGAGUUGUUUGAAAUGUCUGAUAGUGAAACUGAAAAGGAACAAGAAGCAAGUGAUAAUGAAUCCGUUGUAGAAGAGUCAGCGGAAAUUAAAAAUGAAUCUGAAGACAAACCCGUUUCUUGGAAAGAUUUGGGUCUCGUAGAUAUUCUUUGCAAAGCAUGUGAACAAUUAAAAUGGAAAGAACCAUCAAAAAUUCAGAGAGAGUCCAUUCCUGUUGCUUUACAAGGAAAAGAUGUGAUAGGAUUAGCUGAAACAGGUUCUGGGAAAACGGCUGCAUUUGCUCUACCUAUACUACAGUCUCUUCUUCAGAACCCACAGAGAUAUUUUGCACUCAUUUUGACUCCAACCAGAGAAUUAGCAUUCCAGAUAUCUGAACAAUUUGAGGCAUUAGGUUCCAGUAUAGGGGUGAAAUGUGCUGUUAUAGUAGGUGGAAUGGACAUGAUGUCACAAGCUCUAAUUUUAGCAAAGAAACCACACAUUCUUAUAGCAACACCAGGAAGACUCUUAGACCACUUGCAAAACACAAAAGGAUUCAGUUUGAGAGCUUUGAAAUACCUUGUCAUGGAUGAAGCUGAUCGAAUUCUGAAUAUGGAUUUUGAAGUUGAAGUGGAUAAAAUUCUGAAAGUUAUACCUAGAGAAAGGAGAACUUUCUUGUUUUCUGCUACUAUGACAAAGAAAGUCAAAAAAUUGCAGAGGGCUUGUUUGAAUGAUCCAGUUAAGGUUGAAGUGUCUACAAAAUAUCAGACUGUAGAGAAGCUGCAGCAGUACUAUAUCUUCAUUCCGGUCAAAUUCAAGGAUGUGUAUUUAGUCCAUAUUCUCAAUGAAAUGGCUGGAAAUAGUUUUAUGAUAUUUUGCUCUACCUGCAACAAUACAAUAAGAACAGCUUUGAUUUUGAGGAAUUUGGGUUUGACAGCUGUGCCUCUGCAUGGACAGAUGUCUCAGAAUAAAAGAUUAGCUGCACUCACCAAAUUCAAGGCAAAAAAUCGAUCCAUAUUGAUAUCCACUGAUGUGGCCAGCAGGGGGUUAGAUAUUCCACACGUUGAUGUUGUUAUAAACUUUGACAUACCAACACAUAGUAAAGACUACAUUCAUCGUGUAGGAAGAACAGCAAGAGCAGGAAGAUCUGGUCAGGCUAUCACUUUUGUGACACAGUAUGAUGUUGAAUUGUACCAGAGGAUUGAACAAUUAAUUGGUAAACAAUUACCACUUUACAAAACAGAAGACGACGAGGUGAUGGCUUUACAGGAAAGAGUAGCAGAAUCACAAAGGAUAGCUAAAAUGGAAAUAAAAGAUCUAAGUGAUAAAAAGGGGAAGAGGAAAAAAGGCGGGGAUGAAGACGAUGAUACAGAGGGAGCCACAGGUGUGCGGAAAAGACUCAAAGGGAAAGGCGGAAAUAAAAAAACAGCACGGAGAAAGUAGGUAAUUGUACUUUUAUGUUAAUGUUCGAUGUUCUUAUAUAUUCUUAAUAAAAAAUUCAAUAAACCCGA
Molecule: messenger RNA, 1519 nt
Organism: Phaedon cochleariae (mustard beetle)
Lineage: Eukaryota; Metazoa; Arthropoda; Insecta; Coleoptera; Chrysomelidae
Source: the annotation of a GenBank genome assembly